This is a messenger RNA of Diaporthe batatas, 3602 nucleotides long. RefSeq lists its product as uncharacterized. The coding region runs from base 540 to 2540 and encodes 666 amino acids. The record is from RefSeq and is a predicted model, not a curated record. The transcript has 2 exons. NCBI's taxonomy places the organism in Eukaryota, Fungi, Ascomycota, Sordariomycetes, Diaporthales, Diaporthaceae.
GCUGCCACUUCUGAGCCUAUCAAACAAAGGACCAGCCUUUUGGUGUGCGUGCUGCACAUGCGGUCGAAAUAACGUGCGGCUAAAGAAAGAAACACCACAACGGCGUCCUGCACCUUGUCCUGCACCUGCUUGGGCGACCAGUCAGUCACUCCAUCACGGCUCCGCUCUGCCUCCAGCCUGCCUGCAUUUCCACCAAGCAUUGUUACCGGCAUGCUUAGCUCGACGGUCUUUGUCAUUCACCUCACUCCCUCACCCACUCCCUCUCUCCAUAUGCGGUCCUUGUCUCUCUGUUCCUGUCCCUGUACAUAGGGUCUGAUUUCUGCUCCACCACAGUCUUCUCCCCCCUCCCUCUCCGUCCACACUUCUGCUCUCUCUCUCCCACAUCGCUCCCUCUCUCCAUAUCUCUCGCCCUCGCCUCGCCCUACACUUCUCUCUCCCUGCCCGCCUCCCUUCAGACCAUCCUCUCUAGGGUCACUCCUCCUCAUACCACCGGCUGUAUCUUCUCUUCCAGCAGGACACGCGACCACCAGCUAGCUACAAUGAAGCUCAUGAAACUCUUCAAGCGGCGCAAGCAGCGCAACAAGAGCGAAGCUCCCGGCGCCGAUGCUUUUGGCAAGAAGUAUAGACAGUUCGGCGGCAGUAUGCCUGCGCAGCCUCAAUUUUACACCGAAGACGACUACCCUCUCCCCGGCCCAAUUCGCCCCUUCUCGCCCAACCGAGCCUCGGCCGCCAAACUCGCCGCGCUGCCCGCCCCCGUCCUCGAGCGCAUCUUCGCCUUUGUGUGCCCGCAUACCCAGGACUGCUCCUACGAGACACAAGAGCAGAGCUCACUCGAGGACGCUUGCAUGCUCUGUGACACCCGGGACCUGUCGCAUUGCGUCUUGGUCAACCGCAGGUGGUCCAAGGUGGCGCCCAAAGUCCUUUACCAUAGCAUCCGCAUCGAGACAGUACACUACUGCGACCGUGAGGCUCUCCUGGCCGACAAGCGCAAGCGCAGGACCUUUCUGGACCGGAACGGCGUGCCUGAAGAUACAUCCCAGAAACGACUCAAGCUCCUAUGCAGGACACUUCGUGAAGACCCCGCGCGGCUAGGACCCGUUGUGCAAUACUUCAAGCUGCCUUACAUGCUGAGAGAGGCUUGCCAGGCCGACAUAGCGCGCACGAUCGCGGUACUUCCCAACCUGCUAUAUGUCGACCUUCCUGAAGGCCUUUACCAAGACGAUAAUGCAUACAUCACAUUGCGAAUGGAGGUGGAGGCAAGGUGUCUGAAUCUGAGGAAGAUGACCUACAUGCACGGGUCCGAAAGGAGUCUGGAGCGCGUUGCGAGUGGCCAGGUGUUCCGAAACCUAGAGGUUCUGGAGCUGAAGAACAUACAAAUGGACGGCACCAUCAUAUUGCAUGCUCUCGGCGCCCUCGGGGGCUUGCGUGCCCUGAAAAUCUCCAACUCGAAUGCUGUAAACGACGAGAUGAUCGGGCACGACAACGAGAUGCUCCCGCCGUUCCCGCCGUUGGAGGAGCUCAUUCUGGACGGUGUGCCUGGAGUCACGUCACAGGGCUUGACGAGAUACUUGACCCGUGGAGACGCAUCGCGUGCUCUCAAGGUCCUGAAUCUUGCCGAGACGGGAGUCAAACCUUGGACUCUGCAGGACAUCUUGGCGGCGGGCCCCAUGCUCAAGCGACUCACCAUAACCUACGAGGCCUCAACUUCCCUGCCCCUGGCGGCCGGCACACCCCAGGUGCCACCCUUGGCCUCGACGUCUCUCGAAAUCUUUCACUACGAGGUGACAAGUGCUCCCACGGCCAGCCCUUACUCCAACAUCCUUCCAUCCUUCUACAACUAUCUCUCCGGCUCCCUCCUGAUGGGCGGCCUGCCGAAUCUUCGUGCCCUCUACGUUCGGGACGCCAACUUUCCCAACACGCUCCUCGGCCUGCCCCCUCCGUUACCGAGGUACGCAGGCGGCAAUUACAACCGACCCGGGAGCAGCAGCUCUCAACGGUCGUCGGCCUUCUCCCGCAACGGACUUGGCUCUCCUGGCUUCCCAGGGCCCUUCCAGAAUGGUGGUGGCGGCGGCAGCAGCUACAACCCCUUCCAGGAACCACCCAAGAAACCCUUCGCCGGCGCAGGCCACAACCCGCGAUUCAGUUCAAACAACCCGUUUGCAUCCUUGGCGGGCCCCAACGGGCCUACCGGACUCCCACAGACCCUCGAAGUCUUUACCAAAGGCGACGACGAGCUGAACUGGGGAAUGGUCAAGGUAGACCCGGCGCAGAGCAGUACGCCUGUCGAAGCCGCUGCACGCCCGUCCAGUAGCUAUGGAUUGGACAACAGCGACAGCGGCUGGAAUUCUCGGGCCGGGGCUCGCCGCUCCGUCUUCAUGGGAGACGGUACCGGUGGCUUCCUGGCCGUGCCCGGCCUGCCAGAGGCCACUGGCGGCCCGAGAAGAGGCAGCGCGCCGAGCGUGGGCGGCGGCGACGGUUGGCCACGGCCGAGCACUGCGACGCAAGAAAAGCGCUCCUCGAGGAUCGAUCUUUGGCGUUGAUAGGACUAUCAUGCUCCAGACCCCCAACGAACAGCUUCGGAGAUCAAGUCACCUCCUUGGACUUGUUUGAUACUCCGAUCGCGCACUCCGGCAGUGUCGAGCUUCACCUUGACAACAGACGCGCAGUAAGCCAGACUGUUGCCACGGUGUUCCGUGCGAUCCUUCGCACCCGUUUUAGCCUGUCUGGCAGUAUCGAAAAGCGGUCGAUGACACGGAGCAUUCACCAAAACUCGGCGCAUAUCACCUGUGGUUCGUCGGCAAGGCGGAGCUGUGUCACGGCGGAUCAUUUGCACUACGAGAGUCAAGACCUGACUCGAUGGUGGCAGACGUGCACGAUGUGGUGAGGCUGUCAUACGGGCCUCAAUCCAGGCAAUGCCUCUGGAUAGCCACUACUUGACUUUGUGUGAGGGGGACCGAGGUUUUAAAUCGAUCCCUCUGCUUGGGGUCCUCCAUUAAAAAGCCAGAAGACUCGACAUCUUGUACUCUCUCCUGAUCUUUAUCUGAUUUUUUUUAUAUCUGGUCCGUCGGCAUUUCCCUAGUUCUGAGACAUCUGCAAGCAGCAUAGCGGGAUUUGCCAGCAAGCCAAGCGGGGUUGACUGGUCGGGUUGAAGUGUUUCCGCCCAAGGUGUCACGGCAGGAGGUUUGAGAGAUAUAUUCGUCUGACGCGUCGUUGCUGGGAGAAAGGGGGAGGGGGCGUUCUUCUGGAUUUAUCCCUGGUUCACGGCAGACGGCCUACAUGAUGCCAGUCUUGGGGGAGCCCUCCCUACCUUUCCUCUCGGAACCAGGUCGGAGGAGGGAAGAGCCGAUGCCAACAAUUCGAGGAUGGAGAGAUAUCUAUCUGACGACGUGGCCCUUUAGGAAGGGCGCAGGAGGGAGGGGGGGGUCUAAGUGUUAUCCCUUAAUGGUGGGAAGCCCCUUGUUGUGAUGUAUUUCUACAAUUGCUACUACUACUACUAUACCCCGAAUGGGCUGGAGCAUUGGCAUGGAGGCGCCUGGGGCGUACUUGGAUGGACAGAGGCGUGGAUAGGGGCCAAGCGGGCGUAAUUGAUGGGUUGAAAACUA